Molecule: messenger RNA, 4624 nt
Organism: Urocitellus parryii (Arctic ground squirrel)
Lineage: Eukaryota; Metazoa; Chordata; Mammalia; Rodentia; Sciuridae
Source: RefSeq, a predicted model, not a curated record
GGUGGAUACGUCGCCAUCUUGGAUCCGCGGGACAAGAAAAUUCAUGCGAGGGAGAACUGGUGGGCGGUCCUUCCUGUGACACGACCCUUGAGUGACAGUUCUAUUUGAUUGCCUCCAGUACUGUGAGGAAAGGACAAGACUCUAUGGUGAGGACUGAUGGACAUACAUUAUCUGAGAAAAGAAACUACCAGCCUCCAGCUCUGAGCUUUCCAAUCCCCAGAGUAGCAAAUGUUGAAAGAAGUUGCACAGGCCACCGUGUUUUCUUGGAUGAGCCUUCCAGAAAUGUAUAAAAUAUUUCUGUAACCCUUGGAGAGGACUCUACCAGGAUACUUACCUACUCUCCAAAGUGACAAACAGCAUGUUUGGUGCUUCAAGAAAGAAGUUUGUAGAGGGGGUCGACAGUGACUACCAUGACGAAAACAUGUACUACAGCCAGUCUUCUAUGUUCCCACAUCGGUCAGAAAAAGAUAUGCUGGCAUCACCAUCUACAUCAGGUCAGCUGUCUCAGUUUGGGGCAAGUUUAUACGGGCAACAAAGUGCACUAGGCCUUCCAAUGAGGGGAAUGAGCAACAAUACCCCUCAGUUAAAUCGCAGCUUAUCACAAGGCACUCAGUUACCGAGCCACGUCACGCCAACAACAGGGGUACCAACAAUGUCACUUCACACGCCUCCAUCUCCAAGCAGGGGUAUUUUGCCUAUGAAUCCUAGGAAUAUGAUGAACCACUCCCAGGUUGGUCAGGGCAUUGGAAUUCCUAGCAGGACAAAUAGCAUGAGCAGUUCAGGGUUAGGUAGCCCCAACAGAAGCUCGCCAAGCAUAAUAUGUAUGCCAAAGCAGCAGCCUUCUCGACAGCCUUUUACUGUGAACAGUAUGUCUGGAUUUGGAAUGAACAGGAAUCAGGCAUUUGGAAUGAAUAACUCCUUAUCAAGUAACAUUUUUAAUGGAACAGAUGGAAGUGAAAAUGUGACAGGAUUGGACCUUUCAGAUUUUCCAGCAUUAGCAGACCGAAACAGAAGGGAAGGAAGUGGUAACCCAACUCCAUUAAUAAACCCCUUGGCUGGAAGAGCUCCAUAUGUUGGAAUGGUAACAAAACCAGCAAAUGAGCAAUCCCAAGACUUCUCAAUACACAAUGAAGAUUUUCCAGCAUUACCUGGUUCCAGCUAUAAAGAUCCAACAUCAAGUAAUGAUGACAGUAAAUCUAAUUUGAAUACAUCUGGCAAGCCAACUUCAAGUACAGAUGGACCCAAAUUCCCUGGAGAUAAAAGUUCAACAACACAAAAUAAUAAUCAGCAGAAAAAAGGGAUCCAGGUGUUACCUGAUGGUCGGGUUACUAACAUUCCUCAAGGAAUGGUGACGGACCAAUUUGGAAUGAUUGGCCUGUUAACAUUUAUCAGGGCAGCAGAGACAGACCCAGGAAUGGUACAUCUUGCUUUAGGAAGUGACUUAACAACAUUAGGCCUCAAUCUGAACUCUCCUGAAAAUCUCUACCCCAAAUUUGCAUCACCCUGGGCAUCUUCACCUUGUCGACCUCAAGACAUAGACUUCCAUGUUCCAUCUGAGUACUUAACGAACAUUCACAUUAGGGAUAAGCUGGCUGCAAUAAAACUUGGUCGAUAUGGAGAAGACCUUCUCUUCUAUCUCUAUUACAUGAAUGGAGGAGACGUAUUACAACUUUUAGCUGCAGUAGAGCUUUUUAAUCGUGAUUGGAGAUAUCACAAAGAAGAACGAGUAUGGAUUACCAGAGCACCAGGCAUGGAACCAACAAUGAAAACCAAUACAUAUGAGAGGGGAACAUAUUACUUCUUUGACUGUCUUAACUGGAGGAAAGUAGCUAAGGAGUUCCAUCUGGAAUAUGAUAAAUUAGAAGAACGGCCUCAUCUGCCAUCCACCUUCAACUACAACCCUGCUCAACAAGCCUUCUAAAAAGACUUCCCUUUUCUUGGGGUAUGGCUGUCUCAGCACAAUACUCAACAUAACUGCAGAACUGAUGUGGCUCAGGCACCCUGGUUGUAAUUCCUUGAGGAUCUGGCAAUUGGCUUACGCAAAGGGUCACCAUUUGAGGUCCUGCCUUACUAAUUAUGUGCUGCCCAACAACUAAAUUUGUAAUUUGUUUUUCUCUAGUUUGAGCAGGGUCUGAAUUUUUUCAUUUAUUUUCAUUUUUGCCAGCAGACAGACUUGGGUCUGUAAAGACAAGCAAGUACACUGACAGAAGUUUACCAUUUAGUUUCUUAUAUGUAAAAAAGAAAACCCACAAAAGACUCAACAAAAUUAGACCACAAAAUUUGCUUUGUUCAUUGUAGCACUAUUGGUAAUAAAAUAACAAAUGUUUGUGCAUUUUUAUGUGAAGAUCCUUCUCGUAUUUCAUUUGGAAAGAUGAGCAAGGUCUGCUUCCUUCAUUUUACUUCCCCUUCUGUUUUUGAAAGGCAGUUUCGCCAAGCUUAAUGCAAGAAUAUCUGACUGUUUAAAAGAAUGAUAUUGCCACAAUCUCUGGAUGGUCUCCAGGGUUGUGUUAUUACUGAGCUUCAUCUUUCCAGAAUGAGCAAAACACUGUCCAGUCUUUGUUACGAUUUUGUAAUAAAUGUGUACAUUUUUUUUAAAUUUUUGGACAUCACAUGAAUAAAGGUAUGUAUGUACGAAUGUGUAUAUAUUAUAUAUAUGACAUCUAUUUUGGAAAAUGUUUGCCCUGCUGUACCUCAUUUUUAGGAGGUGUGCAUGGAUGCAAUAUAUGAAAAUGGGACAUUCUGGAACUGCUGGUCAGGGGACUUUGUCGCCCUGUGCACUAAAGGGCCAGAUUUUCAGCAGCCAAGGACAUCCAUACCCAAGUGAAUGUGAUGGGACUUAAAGAAGUGAACUGAGACAAUUCACUCUGGCUGUUUGAACAGCAGCGUUUCAUAGGAAGAGAAAAAAAGAUCAAUCUUGUAUUUUCUGACCACAUAAAGGCUUCUUCUCUUUGUAAUAAAGUAGAAAAGCUCUCCUCACUGCAGUGUUGACUUUGAUUUUAAAUUGUGAAAUUAUUUCUUCAACAUGAAAAUUAGAGGGAAAACAAGUUUUGCAAAUAUCAAACUGAAUGGUAUGACUGAAUUUAAAGUGUCUUUUGCAGCUUUCAACAAAUAAUUUAAUAGAACCAUAGCAAACCAUUUUACUUGUAGAUUAAAAAUGUAGACAAAAAGAUUAACUGGAGAAAACUUUUAAAAAUGGAUUAUGGCAGCAUCCGGAACACUCUCGGGGCCCAAUGGGAACACUUUUUCUCUGAGGAAUUUGAUAGAGUUUUGAGAUCUAUCUUUAUGAAGUAAUGAACAAAUUAAGGUAAGACAAAAAGCAAGAUGGGGUAGAUUUUUCCUUCAGUUUGCUGGCCUGGAUAUUUCAUUUUUAUGGGUUGAUGAAUUCUUUUCUCAUAUAAAUAAAAUACUGUAUUUAAAAAUGUCUAAAGACUGAAGCUACCAAAGCAGAACUAGAGUAGAAAAAAGCCAGUGAGUUUUAAAUUUUUAAAUUUUUCAUUUUUAACCUAUUUUUCUAUAAGAGUGAACGUUUAUUGACAUUUACCAAAUCAUGUUUGAAAAUUAAACAUUUAUGACAUUGAUGUGUUUGUGUAUCAGGAAUGAAAAAUGACUUAAAAUUUACCUUUUUCUAUGUAUUUUGAGAUAUUAGAAACUGACAAAAAUAUCAGGAUUUUUUACUUUUCAGAAUUAAACCAAAGCAUCUCCUCAGUAGGAAAGAUGGCAGUUAGGUUAUCAUAACUAUUCUGCAAAAAUAAAAUAAAACCCUACCCUAGUUGACAUAAACCAGAAUCAAAUGCUACAAAGCAGUUUCCUUAAAGAUUACAUCUUUUCAUAAUAAUUUGUUUUGUAAAAUGUACCUUUUACAACAUAACCAUAAAAAAUAAAUAGGAAGAAAAACACAGUUAAUGGGAGGGGAUCUUUAUUCUGAUGAAUGAAAACAUACAUUAAAGUCUCAGCUGAAACAUGAUCAUGAUUGGGACUAUAUGACUCAUAAUGAAGACAGCUCAUAUCAAGUGAUUUGUUGUGUUUUUCCUUUUUUAACUGCCGUAGACAUUAAGUGUACACUUUCCAGUUUUCUAGGGUUUUUUUAUAUCCUGGAUUAUCAAAAUUUUUAUAACUUGUUGAUAUUAGAAGUUAUCUAUUGAGUUCAAAUACACAUUUAAAAAUUAUGCUUAAAAUCUUUAAAAUAUUAAACUAAUACAACACUCAAUUCUUUGUACAUGUACAGGAUUUGACUUAAACUUAUUAAAUUUAUGGUUUUUCUUAGGUUUAAUUCUGUUCAUAUUCCCCUGUAUAGCUAGUUGAAUACAUUUGUACACUGUUACAUAAAUUUUGAGAUGAAACUAUAAUUGGCUUUCUGGAAACAAAAGCUCUAUUUAGUUGUGAAAGGAAGUCCUUUAAUCUAUUUGGUAUUUCUUGAAGUGGUACUAUAAUUUAUAUGGUUGAAUUUCAUUUGCUGGGGGUUUUCAUUGCACAAAUAGUUUUCCUCAGAUAAAAUGAGUUUUAAUUAAUAACAAAGUUUAUUUAAGUUCUUACAGUAUUUAUAAUAAAGCCAACCAUUUAACUGGUCUUUUAUUUUUUUGCACUGAAAUCGGGACCCAGCAGGUGCUUGAUUAAUAUUUGUUCA